Messenger RNA from Nycticebus coucang (slow loris), 3143 nucleotides. It is a transcript of the gene CRMP1, whose product is annotated as collapsin response mediator protein 1. The record is from RefSeq and is a predicted model, not a curated record. Gene Ontology annotation, cellular component: cytoplasm; cytosol. Gene Ontology annotation, molecular function: hydrolase activity, acting on carbon-nitrogen (but not peptide) bonds, in cyclic amides. The transcript is spliced from 14 exons. NCBI's taxonomy places the organism in Eukaryota, Metazoa, Chordata, Mammalia, Primates, Lorisidae. Bases 99 to 2159 code for a protein of 686 amino acids.
CGCCGGGGCCGCCGCGGGCCCGUACCCAGGCGCAGAGCGCGGCGCACGGCGGUGGCGAGGGCAGCGGGCGGGACGGUGGGAGGCCGCCUUGGACCGGGAUGGCGGACCGGCGGCGCGCAUGGAACACGGAGGACGACCUGCCCGUGUACUUGGCGCGGCCCGGCAGCUCGGCGCAGACCCCGCGCCAGAAGUACGGCGGCAUGUUCGCCGCGGUGGAGGGCGCCUACGAGAACAAGACCAUCGACUUCGAUGCGUACAGCGUGGGCCGCCGCGGCUCGGCGCGCACGCCGCGCAGUGCUGGCCGGCCCGACGCGGUGGGCCUGCCGGGACCCGGAGGCAGCGAGGACACGGCUAGCGACGUGAGCGAACCCUCGGGCUCGGCAGUCAGCUCACCAGGCGAGCGCGACGAGCGGCCGCUGGCGCUGCACCUCCGCUGCCCUGCGCCCCGCGACCUGCCGCUCCGUCGGGACAAUGGCCAGAGUGACCGACUCCUCAUCAAAGGUGGACGGAUCAUCAACGAUGACCAGUCCUUUUACGCUGAUGUCUACUUGGAAGAUGGACUUAUAAAACAAAUAGGAGAGAACUUAAUUGUUCCUGGCGGAGUGAAGAUCGUGGAGGCCAAUGGGCGGAUGGUCAUUCCUGGAGGUAUUGAUGUCAACACGUACCUGCAGAAGCCCUGCCAGGGGAUGACCGCAGCCGAUGACUUCUUCCAAGGGACCAAGGCCGCGCUGGUGGGCGGGACCACAAUGAUCAUUGACCAUGUGGUUCCCGAGCCUGGGUCCAGCCUGCUGACCUCUUUCGAGAAGUGGCACGAAGCAGCUGACACCAAAUCUUGCUGUGACUACUCUCUCCACGUGGACAUCACGAGCUGGUACGAUGGCGUUCGGGAGGAGCUGGAGAUGCUGGUUCAGGACAAAGGCGUCAAUUCCUUCCAAGUCUACAUGGCCUAUAAGGAUCUCUACCAAAUGUCUGACAGCCAGCUCUAUGAAGCCUUCACCUUCCUCAAAGGGCUGGGAGCUGUAAUUUUGGUCCACGCAGAAAAUGGAGAUUUGAUAGCUCAGGAACAAAAGCGGAUCUUAGAGAUGGGCGUCACAGGUCCUGAGGGCCAUGCCCUGAGCAGACCGGAAGAGCUGGAGGCGGAGGCAGUGUUCCGGGCCAUCACCAUCGCUGGCCGAAUCAACUGCCCUGUGUACAUCACCAAAGUCAUGAGCAAGAGUGCGGCGGACAUCAUCACCCUGGCCCGGAAGAAAGGCCCCCUGGUUUUCGGAGAGCCCAUUGCAGCCAGCCUGGGGACCGACGGCACCCAUUACUGGAGCAAGAACUGGGCCAAAGCUGCAGCGUUUGUGACCUCCCCUCCUCUGAGCCCUGAUCCCACCACGCCGGACUACCUGACCUCCCUGCUGGCCUGUGGGGACCUACAGGUCACAGGCAGCGGCCACUGUCCCUACAGCACAGCCCAGAAGGCAGUGGGCAAGGACAACUUCACUCUGAUCCCUGAGGGCGUCAACGGGGUUGAGGAGCGGAUGACUGUCGUCUGGGACAAGGCGGUGGCUACUGGCAAAAUGGAUGAGAACCAGUUUGUCGCUGUCACCAGUACCAAUGCAGCCAAGAUCUUUAACCUGUACCCAAGAAAAGGGCGGAUUGCUGUGGGCUCUGACGCCGAUGUGGUCAUCUGGGAUCCGGACAAAGUGAAGACCAUAACAGCCAAAAGUCACAAGUCGGCAGUUGAGUACAACAUCUUCGAGGGCAUGGAGUGCCACGGCUCCCCGCUGGUGGUCAUCAGCCAGGGCAAAGUCGUCUUUGAAGAUGGAAACUUGAAUGUCAACAAGGGCAUGGGCCGCUUCAUCCCCCGGAAGCCUUUCCCUGAACACCUGUACCAGCGCGUCAAAAUCAGGAAUAAGGUUUCUGGAUUGCACGGGGUUUCCAGGGGCAUGUAUGACGGUCCUGUGUAUGAGGUGCCAGCUACGCCCAAAUAUGCAACUCCUGCUCCUUCAGCCAAAUCGUCGCCUUCCAAACACCAGCCCCCGCCCAUCCGGAACCUCCACCAGUCCAACUUCAGCUUAUCAGGUGCCCAGAUAGACGACAACAACCCCCGGCGUACCGGCCACCGAAUCGUCGCACCCCCCGGUGGCCGCUCCAACAUCACCAGCCUCGGCUGAACCCCAGGCGCGAUGGGCUAGGGUGAAGGAUUCUGGGAAUAAUGUCCGUUCCUUUUCCCGUCAGUGUUUUUGAAACCCACAGUUUUAGUUGGUACUGAUGGAGGGAGGGGGAAAUGGAAUGAAGUUCUCCCCCGUUUUUUUUAAUUUAGGAAGAAGUGGUACUAGUGUGGUGUGUUGCUUGGAAACUCCUUGCCCACAGUUGUGUGUUCCUGCUGAAUUCACCUCGGAGCAUGGUGUUCUCACUUCCCCUUCCUCGUGAACCACAGGUUUUAGCAUCGUCUUGUCCUGUUCCUUCCACUUCUAACUCCACCGGCUCCAUGAUUCUCUGCGUGGUGGUUCCUUUGCACCCUUGUAGCUGUUCUAGGAUAGUUGAUGCAUGUUACUAAAUUAUGUAUGCAAGUCUGUGAGUGCGUCUGAGGGGACAUCGCCAAGGACUGAUGGAGACACGAUGCCAAGACCUUAAGCCCUCAGGGGCAAUUCCAAAACUCUUAAAGCGAAGAUGUUUACUCAUUGCUCCUCCUGCCCGAGUCUAGAAAGAAGCCCAGCCCACCCUGCCCCCACCGAGGUCUUCUGCGAGUUCUCAGAAUGGCAGGGGGUGCCUUCCUCUUGGUUGCAGAGAAGCAUCAGCCACAUUCUGUGUCAGAAACCCUGGUCUCUGUGGCACUUGUGACUCGCCAUGCUGUCUCUCUGGUCUGUGUAUGCUCUUCCGGACAGCUCUGGGCUUCUGGCCGAGCCAGGUUCACGCUAAGAAAGGGGUCUCUCCAUCCCCACCCAGGGCUGACCCUGGUGGGGUGACAGCUGCUCCCGGGUUGCCUGAGUCCUGGUCCCUCUGAGGCAGUUGACGGGGCAGUCAGAUUUUUAAAGUUUUGUACAAAGUUUUUCCUUUGUAAUCACCCCCAUUUUUACUUAACAACCAACUUGUUGUGGCUCUUAUUUCUGAAUUCAAAGCUUGUGAAAAAAUAAAGAAAAGAAACUGCCCGCUGA